AGUUUGUUUUCUAAAUGUUAUUGUAUUUAUAAUGAAUUUGUUUUUAAUUUCAAUUACAAUUGCAGGCAUAUAUAUAUCGAAGCAAUCUUCCGGAAUCUCGGUAGCUUGCACCGAAGGUCUAUGCUUGGAUAAAGGUGUUGUUUUUGAUCAUUUUCAUUUAUUUUUGGAGGUGACGCCGGAAGCUAUUCGAGGCUCUGCAGUGAAACUGAUUUGUGUGCCGUUGCCUUAUACCUUUACCCAUCCCUUGCUGCAAGUCGUCGCUCGCAGCUUUAAUUCUACUUCAAUUGAUGUUGCAGAUUAUUAUCUAAACAUGGCAAUUUGCUGCAGCUUAUACACGCUUAAUUGCAUGUAAA
Molecule: messenger RNA, 353 nt
Organism: Anastrepha obliqua
Lineage: Eukaryota; Metazoa; Arthropoda; Insecta; Diptera; Tephritidae
Exons: 3
Coding region: 32-352 (106 amino acids)
Source: RefSeq, a predicted model, not a curated record